Messenger RNA from Limulus polyphemus (Atlantic horseshoe crab), 8009 nucleotides. Its product is annotated as centrosome-associated protein 350-like. Gene Ontology annotation, biological process: microtubule anchoring. Gene Ontology annotation, cellular component: centrosome. The record is from RefSeq and is a predicted model, not a curated record. The transcript is spliced from 34 exons. Lineage: Eukaryota; Metazoa; Arthropoda; Merostomata; Xiphosura; Limulidae. The coding region runs from base 164 to 7840 and encodes 2558 amino acids. Gene Ontology annotation, molecular function: microtubule binding.
GUCUAUAGUUGUGUUUGAUAUUGUAAGUUACGUUGGUGUACGGAACAAAUUUGUGAUCAAUCACUUCAUUUACAACUAAAUAGUAAAUAUUAAAAUAGGAGUUCAAUAUGGAUAAGGUAACUACAUGAUUGUCAAUGUAAUCUUUUCAUAACCAAGUGGAGUCAUGUCUCACAAAAAUCCAGCAUUUUUGCAACAUACAGAUAAUGAUUAUCAACCAUUUUUCAAAACCCCAGAAAUGGAAUUACAGUCAAGGUCUACAUCUGCUUGGCAAAAUCUUGAAAAGGCAUGGUCAUCAGUUGGGGUGCUGAAAGAGCAGCUUGCAAAGACUCAACAAAAGUUAGACAGAGCAUCAAAAGGAUAUACAUACAGUGAUCCUAGCCCAUCUACUUUUGUGUCUUCAUCUAUGCACUCAGGGAAACCUUUAAGAACCUUAAAGACAAUAGAACCUCUUACGUCUUCUAAAAUGAAUCAGGGAUUCAUGAGAGAUACUGAUUAUCAGAGUCUGAAUGUACAUAACAAUGAUCAAAGCUUUAUGGAAGAUUUGCCUGAGAAACUCCCAGCAACAACCUUAGCAUGGACUAUAAAAUCAACAAGAAUGUGGGAAGAGAGUAGUUCAAGCUCAAAAGACAGCUGUUUGGAAGAAGUUGGUGAUUUUAAUUCGGUAGGGCUAGGGAAGUGGACAUACAACUCUGGUAUACCCACAUGGCUGCAACAGAAGAACUUGGGAUCAGAACAUGUUGUUUUUUCUGAAUGGGAAAAACAGUUUUUGCUAAAAGAACUUUCAGAUUUUGGUGAUUUUACAAGUGAAACUAAUUCUGAAGCUCUUCGUGAGACAAAAGUUUGUUUCAUUAAUGACCAAAACUCAGUUCUACAGUAUCAAAGAACACCUGUGUUAAGUGAACAACUUCGGUACAUUCCAAUGCCAGGAGCAAAAAGUGGCCUAGAAAAAAUUAAAGAUCUUAUAGAAAGACAAAAAAAAGAUUUCACUGACAGAGCAUCUGUAAAUGCUGAGGCUCAGCAAUCAGCAGUUGAAGUUUUUAUCACUCCAAGACCUAUCAAAAGUCCAGAUCUGGAAGUUAAGAAAGAAGUUUCCAAAGAUCUGGAGCAGAAUGCUACAGAUUUGCCUUCUGAACUUCAUAGAGGAUGUACAUGUCCAAAGAAGGUUCAUGCUGAGAUACAGCUAAUUAACCAAAAUGUCUCGCGUAAAGUAGCCCCUGCACCCACCAUUCCAGUUUAUCGAGGAUUUAGUGCUUCUGGAAAAAUCAACACCAACAGAAUGGUUCAAGAAAGGAAGCAAGUUAAACAAGAACCUGAAAGAACUUCUAAAGGGUCUAAAGAAAUUUCAAACACAGUAAAUAUUUCACCUGGAAAGAGGAUAAGGAAAAGGAAGAAAAGUCCCAAGCUGACAAACUCUAACUUAAUAAUAACUCCUGCGACAUGGCGUGAAGAAAGAGCUUUGGUGCUUCAGAAAUUAGGGGCACUUCAUGUGUCAGGUAGUCCAAGUACCCAAGUUGGCCAAUCUUCCCAAGUUCAAAAAAGUGAUGUGAAUAAGAGCACAGCUAGAAAAGGAGAAAAUGAUUCAACUGAUAAACACAAAGCUAAUUUCCAAGACAUGAAAAAAGAAGUACACAGCUCGGUACCUGUCAGACCAGACAGAAGUGAAGGUGCUACAGCAACACUUUCACCAGAAAAUAAGAUUGCUGGCAAAGUACGAACAGUCUUAAAGGAUUUGCAAAGUUAUGAUGCUGAGAGAGAUGAUUCCUUUGUUCAAGAGGAUGAAGUAACUACACAGCAGCCUUCCUCUAAGAAGCCAAAGAGAAUGGGAAGUAAAAAAAGGAAAGCUCUAAAACAGUCAGAAUUGGAACAAAAGGCACCAGCUCCAAAAGUCAGGCACUAUGAUCCUACAGUUGUACGGCAGUAUAUCAGUAAACAGAAAUCUGAGCGACGGAAGCAGAUGGUAGAGGAGAGACAAAAAACAGUACUUGCUGAAGAAAGGAAACUUCAGCAACUCCAACAGCUAUAUGCUAAACAGAAAAUUACAGUAUUAGCUAGUAUUAAGAAACCAACCCUAGAUAAUGAUAAUAAGAAGCAGAGUGAGUCUGACAUGAUAGCCAAGCCCACUUCAACACCUCAGAAUUCACAAAACAAUGAAGAGGAGCACACAAAUUCUUCAUAUCUUGAAACUGUCCCAUUGUCCACUUCUUUGGCUGAAGAAUCAUCUUCAGCAAACCAAAUAAAUGAUUUACAGUCUGUCUGCACCACUCAGCCAUCAGAUGUUAAGGUUGAGUGUACAUCAUAUGAAUUACCAGCUAUUGUUGCUGAAGGAUCCAGCCAUUUGUUGAAAUCAAAGAGCUUCAGUAAGCCAGAAAGCUUACAGGCUCAGCAAGAAACUUUUGUUCAUCCUGUUGUAAAAAAUCUCCAGACAUUGGCCACGUCUAUCCAGAGCAGAAUUGAUGAAGAGAGUCGACGAUUGAAAGCUCUUCUUGAGGGUGUUAGAUCAGAUGACAGUUCUCAGUGCUUAACGUUACCUGGUGGGAGUGAAGGUCAUGUGUCUGUAGAAGGAAGAAAUAGCCUGAGUAAAGAAAGUUUACCAGGUAUAGGAGACCUUAGAGCUCAUCAAAGGAAGCAACAACAUCACAAACUCACUCAAGCAGCUGUGAAGAUUCAGUCAGUUUUUCGAGGCUAUAAAACCAGGAAGGAGUUAAGAAAAUUGAGGGAAAAUAAUAUGAUUGUAUCAUCUGUUUUUGCAUCUGAAGAAAAGGAUACAGAUGACAGCCUUAGUGAGGGGCCACUUCUAUCAGAUGAUGGAAAAGAAAACUGUUCUAAAAGGCUUAUAGAGGCAUGGCAAGAUAAUUCAGAGAAGACUUUAAAACACAAAUAUUCAUUUCGCUCCAACUGGAAUAUCCCCAGAACACCAGAUCCUUUCAAUUUUAUCAGUGCUUGGCAGCAGAAGCAAAUGUUUCCACUGCAGAGAAUCCAAAGUAAAACAGACAGUAGUUUUAAAUUAAAUCUUCAACUUGCAUCAAAAACUUCACCUGAUAUGGAGUACAGUGCAGAUUUCACUGAAUCCAGUGUGAAAUCUUCUGAAACAUCCAUUAGGUUACACACUUUGUCAGAAUCCCUUUCUCACAACACAAGCUCUUCCUCAUUAACAGUUAGUGAGAAGAGAAAUGAUUUAGUCAGUGGUGGUUUUACUAAUUCACAGGAUGAGGUUGAUGAGAUUUCUUCAAGGAUAUAUCCUUCUGUUAAGAAGCAAGUUAGUGUAGCUGUAUUAGAGAAGGACUCAGCUGAGAAGACAGUUCCGUCAAACAAGAACUCUAAAGAAACAUCUCUAAAUGCAGUUGUAUCCAGAAAAGACUCGUACGAGGAGUUAGAUGUCAGUGAUACACUAAGUGAAGGAAGUUUGUCCUCAGGUACACUGUCUGAAGGCAGAAUAUCAGCACUGAAUGCCUCAGGAUCAAAGGAGAGUAGGAAGGAAACUAGUAGCUCAGUAACUUUAAGAUCUGAAGACCAUGAGUUGAAACCUUUCUCAGGUGUUGAAUCUAAACAUGAGAAUGUGAUCCAGAGGAGUUCUACCACAUCGUCUGAUGCUGUAAUACCCACCAGAAACAGUGUGUCUGUUAGACAUUCCAUGAUACCAGAGAAUCGUCAUGAUCAAGUUAAACCACAGGACCUCUCCAGGCUCCCCCCUUCUUCUCUAGGUAUACGAUUGAGUGCUGAACUAACAUACUUGGAUGACAUCAAUGAGUCUCUCCUUCAGCUAAGUGAAGUCAGUCGAGUUCAUGCUGUUUCUUCUGCUCGACAGGAUGUUAUCAGCGUAGCAAACAUACUAGAGGAUGUUCAACAGUCUCACAAAAAAGAACAUCGUGAGCUUCAUCAGGAGAUUCAGAGACAACAGCAUGAAUUGGACUUGAUCCGACAUAGCCAGCAGCAGAUGGUAGAGGACAAUGCUCAGAGAGCCUUUACAGACUCUGCUCAGAAGCUAAUGAAUUAUCAAGCAAGAGCUGCAGUUGCUACAGCUGAAGCUGCUCGAGAACUUGCCAAGGUGAAAGUGACUCCUCUGAAAGAGUUCGGAGCUUUGUGGCAACAACACAGUGAAGGAACAACUAGACUGAUUUCCACUGCAGCUGCCGCAGCUGCUACAUCUGCUGUAACAGCAGUUUUUCAAGGACAGCAACAAAAAUCAAUAUCUUUCAGAGAGAAGCCUGGAACAGGUAAUGAAAAACUUUCAGAUCAUCUUUCUUACACCAGUGACUUUGAACAAGUAUCUACUCUUCCUUCUUCAAAACUUGAAGAUGUAUCUGAAAAACUUCAUGAUGUACAGCUAAGUGGUGUGUCUGAGAGUGUUACAGAAAGGAAUCGAUCUAAGCUUAGCAGCAGUAGUAGUAUCUCAGAGGACAAAGAGGUAAGCAAUGAUACUGCUGAGCAUGUUUCAGACAAGAAUAAUUCCAAGUUUAGCAGCGUCUCAGAAGACAAGGGGAUGAGUGACACUGUUGUGUCUGAACAUCUGCACGAGGAAGCAGGAUCCAACCAGCCAUCAGCUGCUAGUUGUGUUUCAGAACAGAUUUCCACUGUUAGGGAGAAGAAUGAGAAUACUGUUUCAGAGCACCUCUAUAGUCUUGGAGAAAAAAAUGAGAGUUUUAUUUCUGAUCACACACUAUCUCGGGACGAGAGCAGGCAAUUUGUAACUAGCAGGUUCAGACACAAAAAGUCUGCUAGAAGUAGAUCCUCUAAAACAGAAGAUAGAUCAACAGAGAACACAGAACAAUAUGAAGAAGGUGUACCAAAACUACAUUCCUCUAAACUUGUUUUGCCUACAAAAGAUCAUAGAAGCCACUCACAUUCACGGAACAAACCUAGCAGCAUAUCGUCGACAAGCAGUACAUCGGAUCAGGAAUCUCAAUUUUCUGUCGGAUUGCUGCUGUAUGGAGAGGAAAAGGAAGGCAGUGUUCCUUCUUUGUUUUCCGAAGAGUCAUUCACAAAUUUCACAGUGAACAUGGUUCGUCGACUUGCGAAAGAGGAAGAACUCAGGGCCCGCCAUCAGCUGGCACUUUUACAGCUCCAGGAAAAAGCUUUGGUAGAUAAAGCUAGGUCUGAAAUGGCAUGGCUAGAACUUGCCAAAAGGAAUUUCCGGUUGAAAGGAUCAGAGAAUAAAGUUCCCUCAGUUCGCAAGCGACAGAGAGGCAUUCUUAUGAAGUUGAAACAAGAGCGUAGUGAAAUACAACGACUCCAACAAGCCCAUCGCUCUGCAGCAAAAAACAGACGAGAAUUUCUAGAACAGCAAGAAAAAGUCAAGGAAUUGAAAUCAGGUGUUUGCCAGAAAGAAGAUAUAAACCUUGAAGAGGAAAUAGAAAUUUUCUCAAAGAAGUCCAGAUCAUCUUCAAAUUCAGAGUCAUUGGAUUAUUCUGGUAUCAUAUCAAAGGCGAAGAAAAAUCCAUCAUUAAAUUCUAAAAUUCUAGGAGACUCUGUGUCUGAGCAUGUUUCAACUGAAAGUGCAGUUCUGACAGAAGAGGCUGUGUCUGAGCAUGUUUCUACAGAAAGUGUAGUUCUGACAGAAGAAUCUGUGUCUGAGCAUAUUUCUACAGAAAGUGUAGAUGCAACAGAAGAGUCCAUUAAACCUGCUACUGAUGAAGACCAUGAAAUUUCUGAAGGAUCAGAAACACCUUCCUUAGAAUCUGUUGUGGAAGCCAUUGGUCCAACUUCUAGUCAAACCACUAGCUCCAAAACCUCCAUACCUACAAGCUUAAAAUCUGAGAAAAGAAUCGAAAAACCAGUUGAAAGACAUAAACUGGCUGAAAAAGGAGCUGAUAAGUCACUUAGCAGAUUAAAAGGAUCAUCUGAUAUGUCCUCAAAGCAAACUUCUCGUGAGGGACAUCUGAAAUUAAAGGCUGGGAAACGAUACCUUACUAAAAGAGAACAAAAUCUCCAUCAACGAAGAAAGGACUUAGAACACCUUAUUAAGUGGCAGCAUCAGUUAGAUAAGCAGGAAGCAGAAGUUCGGAAACUGGAGAAAAAGGCGUUAGAGCUACUAGAUACUGAUCGCAAGAGCAUGGCUAUUACAGAAUAUAGCUCCACAGAAAAAAGGACUAGACAGACAGCUGAAAGUCCUGACAAAACUAUAUUAAAUUCAACAACAAUCACCACACAACAGAUCCAAGGUUCAACUUCUGUUUCAUCUAAAGAGGAUAGGAAAGAAAGAACUCGGACAAGUGGAAGUGAUAGCUCUGUGGCUGAAGACCUUUCUCUACAUGAUCAGUCACGUGUGAGCUCUGACAGUAUACUGGAAGAGGUCAUCCAGUGUACUUCAAGAAUUAGUCCUGCCUAUGACAAGAAAGAUGGGGCCCAGAAUGUGGCUGACCUUUACUCUGAAUCUUUUGAAUCAGCUGAUAAUUCUGUGACCAGCAACCCCUCUGCUCAAAAGAUUUCUAAACGUGGAAGUAAGUCUGAAGAAGUUAGUGGGGGACAUAGAAGUUUUGGAAUCAUGAUACGUUCUCCUCUAGUUCCUCGAAGCCAUCGAAGGCAUGAUUCCAGUGGUUCAGAAGACUCUCUUACUAUUUCUCUGUCAGAAACUGCAUCAGAUCAAAGUGACAUCGAAGGAAGGAUUUUUGCCCUGAAGGAGGAGCUGCGUCAUCGGCGGUUAGUAGCUGAAAGGCUCAAGAAAGAUCAAAAACAGAUAUACAGAGAACGUCUAAAAGAACGAGAGCAAUCACUGAAGAAACAGAUAGAGGCAUAUGACAAGUUCAUUCAGAAGACCAAGCAAGAUCUUGAUCAAGAACUAGAAACUUCGGUCCUUUCUAGUUCCAGCCUAACUCCAUUACAGAUUAAGCCACAAAUCAAACAGCCUCGAGUAGCUGAAUCUCGUCGGCUGUGUAAACAGUUAAAACUGGACAAGAGUCAGAGUUCUGGAGAGGUCAGCCCAGUGAAAUUAUGUGCAGAAGUCACUGCAGUUGAUGAUGCCACAGAGUUGGGAAUAUCUAAAAGUGAACAAGAAAUUUCAACCUUGCUGCCAUACUCUAGGGACGAACAAAAAUCUACUGACUUCACAUCUUCAGGUUCAUCUAAAAGUCAGCAAGAUAAUACUGGGACAGUGCAGUCCUAUUUCAAGGAUAAACAAGAUUGUUCAGGGUCAUCAACUUCUGGUUAUACAUAUGACCAUGAGGUAAAAAAAGCAUUAGUCUUAGGCUUUGAAGAUGAACACAAGUAUAAGAACAUGCCAUCUUUGAAUUCCAGGGGUGAACAAGAAUUUUCCAUGUGUAAAGAAGUAUCUGUAGUUUCAGAUCUCUAUGUUUCUAAAAGUAAAAACACUGAUUCAGUUGUAACAAGUUCUAGUAAUAAACAUGGGGUAAAAGAUAAAGGUCCUUCAAUCUCUAAAGAUCAAUUUGUUUCAUCAGAAUCUGAGGAAGAGGUAAAAGAAUCAGUGCCUUCAUGUGAAGUAAAUUUUGAUAUAUUAUUGCUUUCUGGAUCAAAAAGUGUAUCUCAGACUAUAUCAUCAGUGCUUUUAGACUCCAGACCUGAAGAACAAAUUAGUGAAUCAGAACAUUCAAAAUCAAGAAGUGUGCCUGAAGGUACAGAAUCAGUGCCUUCUAGUUCCAGUGCUAAAGAUAGAAUUAGUGAGUCAGAAUCAGGAAUUGUACAUGAAGUUACAGGAUUAGUGCAUUCAGGCUCUAGAGCAAAGAAGAGAAUUAGUGAAUCAGAACAUUUAGAAUCAAGAAGUGUGCCUGAAGGUACAGAAUCUGUGCCUUCUAGUUCCAGUGCUAAAGAGAAAGUAAAAAUCAAAUCAUUCAGAAUCAAGACACAUAUCAGAAGUUACAGAGUCAGUGCCUUCUGGUUCCAGUGCUAAAGAUAGGAUUAGUAAAUCAGAAUAUUCAGAAUCUAGGAGUGUGCCUAAAGCUACAGAAUCAGUGCCUUCUGGUUCCAGUGCUAAAGAUAGGAUUAGUAAAUCAGAAUAUUCAGAAUCUAGGAGUGUGCCUAAAGCUACAGAAUCAGUGCCUUCUGGUUCCAGUGCUAAA